GGCUGGAGGAGAUCCCACUGAAGGCUGUUGAAGACUCAGGGAACAUUCUGAAGCAAGGCUAUCUGGAGAAGAGGUCCCGAGAGCACAGCUUUUUUGGCUCAGAGUGGCAGAAGAGAUGGUGUGUCCUCAACAGAAAGACCUUUUUCUACUAUGCCAAUGAGAAAAGCAAGCAACCCAAAGGCAACUUCUCCAUUGAGCGUUACAGUGCCCGGAGGGCUUUUCACCUGCGCAAAGACUCCAGGAAAAGUUGUUGCUUUGAGUUAAGCUGCCCUGGAAAACGCACCUACGAGUUCACAGCCCCGAGCCCAGCAGAGGCUGAAGACUGGGUGGAUCAGAUCCAGUUCCUCCUGAAGGACCUGAGCUCCCUCACUAUCCCGUGUGAUGAUGAGGAUGAUGAAGAAGAGCUCUACAACGACGUGGAGGGUUCUGACUCUGGGAACAGGACAACCCACAAUACUACCCUGACUCAGGAGGAGCUGAACGUUGAGAUGGAAGAUGAUGACAUCUACGAGGUCUUGCCAGAUGAGGAGCUGGAGCUGCCCUGCCCAGAGGAGGACACCAAGGAGGCCAGGAGCAGACAGCAAAAUG
This is a messenger RNA of Merops nubicus (carmine bee-eater), 588 nucleotides long. It is a transcript of the gene SKAP1, whose product is annotated as src kinase associated phosphoprotein 1. The record is from RefSeq and is a predicted model, not a curated record. NCBI's taxonomy places the organism in Eukaryota, Metazoa, Chordata, Aves, Coraciiformes, Meropidae. The annotation marks the transcript as partial. The transcript is spliced from 6 exons. Gene Ontology annotation, cellular component: cytoplasm; plasma membrane.